AUGUCUCAACCAAGUGAAUAUAAUGAAAGUUAUGAUGAUAAUAGUUUUACUAGCACUAAUAGUAAACCUGAUAAAUUAGCUAUUACAAUAUUAACCCAAAAUUGUAAACCAGAUAAUAUGUUGUAUGAUGAUAUUAAAAUUGUUGAUUUAGAUAAUUUAAAUACUAUUUUUGAAAAUGAAAAUUUAGUUGUUGAUUAUGAUAAGAUUUUCAAAACUGAAACAACAAUUAAAGAAUAUAAAAUUAAAGUUAAUGACUUUAUUAAUUGUGAUGAAUUAGUUGAAAAAAUUAAAUGCAGCUUACAUAGGGCAUUAAAUUUUUAUUAG
This is a messenger RNA of Cetraspora pellucida, 324 nucleotides long. The record is from the annotation of a GenBank genome assembly. NCBI's taxonomy places the organism in Eukaryota, Fungi, Glomeromycota, Glomeromycetes, Diversisporales, Gigasporaceae.